Messenger RNA from Sorex araneus (European shrew), 2651 nucleotides. RefSeq names its product SRY-box transcription factor 7 (gene SOX7). The record is from RefSeq and is a predicted model, not a curated record. NCBI's taxonomy places the organism in Eukaryota, Metazoa, Chordata, Mammalia, Eulipotyphla, Soricidae. The transcript is spliced from 2 exons. Bases 59 to 1207 code for a protein of 382 amino acids. Gene Ontology annotation, biological process: regulation of DNA-templated transcription; cell differentiation; anatomical structure morphogenesis. Gene Ontology annotation, molecular function: DNA-binding transcription factor activity, RNA polymerase II-specific; RNA polymerase II cis-regulatory region sequence-specific DNA binding.
CCGUCGCGCCCCACGCAGGGUCUCGUGCGCCUGGCCCGGCGAGGAGACCCCUGGCACCAUGGCCUCGCUGCUAGCAGCUUACCCGUGGGCCGAGGGCCUCGAGUGCCCGGCCCUGGACGCCGACCUGUCGGACGGUCUGUCGCCCCCCGCCGCCCCACGCCCGCCCGGGGACAAGGGCUCCGAGAGUCGCAUCCGGAGGCCCAUGAACGCCUUCAUGGUUUGGGCCAAGGACGAGAGGAAACGUCUCGCGGUGCAGAACCCGGACCUGCACAACGCCGAGCUCAGCAAGAUGCUGGGAAAGUCGUGGAAGGCGCUGACACUUUCCCAGAAGCGGCCGUAUGUGGAGGAGGCGGAGCGUCUGCGGCUGCAGCACAUGCAGGACCACCCCAACUACAAGUACCGGCCCCGCCGCAAGAAGCAGGCCAAGCGCCUGGGCAAGCGCGCCGAGCCCGGCUUCCUCCUGAGCUCCCUGUCCCGGGACCAGAACGCCCUGCCGGACAAGCGGGGCGGUGGCCGGGGGCCACUGGGGGACGAGGAGGACAGGGGUGAGUACUCCCCGAGGGCAGCACUGCCCAGCCUCCGCGGCUGCUACCACGAGGCUGCCGCAGGUGCCGGCAGCGGGGGCACCCCAGGCAGCGUGGACGCCUACCCCUACGGGCUGCCCACGCCCCCCGAGAUGUCUCCGCUGGACAUGCUGGAGCCAGAGCCGGCCUUCUUCUCUGCCCCCUGCCAGGAGGAGCACGCAGCCCCUCGCCGCCUCCCCCACCUGCCCACACCCCAUUACUCGCCAGAGUUUGCCCCCAGCCCCCACCACUGUGGUCACACCCUGGGCCCCCUGGGGCUCGGGCAGACCCCCAGCGUCUCUCUGAUGUCCACUGUGCCUGGCUGCCCCCCGUCUCCCGCCUAUUACUCCCCCGCCACCUACCACCCUCUACAGUCCAACCUGCACGCCCCCCUGGGCCAGCUGUCGCCCCCGCCUGAGCACCCCGGCUUCGACGCCCUGGACCAGCUGAGCCAGGCCGAGCUCCUGGGGGACAUGGACCGCAAUGAGUUCGACCAGUAUUUGAACACUCCCGGCCACCCGGAUUCUGUCUCGGGGACCGUGGCCCUCAGUGGGCCUGUGCCAGGGGGCCCUACAGAGACCAGCCUCAUCUCGGUGCUGGCCGAUGCCACAGCCACGUACUACAACAGCUAUAGUGUGUCCUAGAGCCGGAGGCCGCCCCGCCCUUGCCUUCCGGCUCGCCGAGCAGCAGGGGGGACCCCGGUGGGCAGAUCUGAACUGCUCCCUCCCGCCCGCCCGCUCCCUGGGACCUGAGGCCUCAAGUGUCUUCCUUCAGAUGAAUUUCCGCUGGCUGCACCCCAGGAAUCAGACGCAGCCGCAGCCAGCCGUGGUGCCGGUUAUUCUCCGACCUCCCUUCUGUGCCCUCAUCGAGGGAGCAAGUGUGAGCAGCCCGCCGGCGUGGGCAUCUGGGAGGACACCCCUCCUGGACCUGCUUCCGGGGACCCCUGACCUGGUUCCAACUGACAUUCUGACAUGUGCAGGCAGGUGGGCUCUGUGCUCCCAUUCUCAGUGCUCUCCAGGCUCACCCUAGACCAACCACCCUGGUGAGAUUCCCAUCAGGGUGCGGCACCAGCCUCCUCCUGGGACACUGCCUAGGGGAAGCUCGGUCACCUCCCUACGGGUCUUCUUCAUUUGGGCCCUGAACCAUGUGAAUGGCUGCGUCCCUGAUGCUGAGUGCCAUCCUGCCCACGCUGUGUGCACGCAGCUGAAAUUCUAGAUGAGCUCACACACACACACACACACACACACACACACACACAUACACACAUCCGUCAGCAUAUGCCAUACACACACAUAGACACACGCACACGCGCGCGCGCAUGCCUACGCACACCCCUUCACACUCACCCGGACGUGAGUGUCCAUGCAGCUGGACUCAGAUAAGCUUCUCAGUGACGGCAUCUUCUUGGCAACUUCCUGUUCUCACCAAUAACCCGAAGAGCCAGGCGGUGCGAAUUCCAGCAGAGCCCGUCACUGUCCCCCAGCCCUGCCGUGGGACUCCGGGGCGGAUCUGCGCUCACUCCUUCCUCUCGGCAGCCUCUCCCCCUCUCCCUUUCCUGGGAUUCCUUUCUCUCUUUCCUUCCGCCCGGCAUUGGCCACUGGUUCCGAGACAGGCCUGAGGCCCUCAGGUGCCUGCUCCUUCUCCGGCAGAUCUCUGCCAGCUUCUCCCCAACCUGGAAAUGCACAGAUUCCCAGAAUGCUUCCGAGCUCUGCCCGGGGCCCCCAGAUGUGCCAGCCUUCUCCCCAGCCUCGUCUGAAGGAAAAUACCUGAACGUGAGCUAAGAGACACUUGUGUUUGUCCUGGUCUCUACAUAUUAUGCCUGUAUACGAAAUAUGUAUGUGUUUUUUUUUAUAUUUUAUUAUUUUCGCCUUAUAUUUUGUAUUGCUGAAAGAUCCUUUUUUGUUUGCUUUCAAGGAGUCUUAUUGUAAAAUUGUGUAUGAGAUAUGAUUAAUCUUUAUGCUAUUACUGUGUGACAUUUGGUAAAUAGUAGAACCAUGGGUACACAACUAGCACACUCAGUCUGUAUUACAAAUCCCGUAAGCCGGUAUCAGAGGCAGGAAGCUAGAUGGCUCCAUUUCCAGAAAGAGC